Penaeus monodon (black tiger shrimp) is the source of this 1426-nucleotide messenger RNA. It is a transcript of the gene Rab4, whose product is annotated as ras-related protein Rab-4B-like. Lineage: Eukaryota; Metazoa; Arthropoda; Malacostraca; Decapoda; Penaeidae. Gene Ontology annotation, biological process: regulation of endocytosis; Rab protein signal transduction. Gene Ontology annotation, cellular component: endosome. Gene Ontology annotation, molecular function: GTPase activity; GTP binding. The record is from RefSeq and is a predicted model, not a curated record.
GGAAUGUUUACACUGUAUGACAGUUCUUGUGAUUUUCUCUCUUUUUUAAGGUUGCAUUUCUACGAAUUCUCGUCACUGAUAAAUAAGUUUCUAUAUUCCGUCACAGACAAUGUCGGAAUCUUAUGAUUUUCUUUUCAAAUUCCUGGUGAUUGGGAGUGCCGGGACUGGAAAAUCAUGCCUUUUGCAUCAGUUUAUAGAGGGAAAAUUUAAGGCAGAGAGUAAUCACACCAUUGGCGUAGAGUUUGGCUCGAAAAUUGUCAAUGUUGGAGGCAAGUCAGUCAAGCUGCAAAUAUGGGACACAGCCGGCCAAGAACGAUUCAGGUCUGUCACUCGUUCCUAUUACCGGGGCGCUGCGGGGGCCUUAUUGGUGUACGAUCUGACUUCUCGAGAUAGCUACAAUGCCCUUGGAAACUGGCUGGGAGAUGCCCGCACACUGGCCUCUCCUAACAUCAUGAUUCUGUGUGUAGGAAACAAGAAGGAUUUGGAAGAAGAGCGACAAGUGACCUUCAUGGAAGCAUCAAGGUUUGCACAGGAGAAUGAAUUGAUGUUCAUGGAAGCCAGUGCUCUUACAGGAGAAAAUGUAGAAGAAGCAUUCCUGAAGUGUGCUAAGAGUAUUUUAGCCAAGAUUGAAACAGGAGAGCUGGACCCAGAAAGGAUUGGCUCUGGGAUUCAGUAUGGGGAUGCCACUCUUCGCCGCCUUAACCGUGCAAAUAGUCAGCGCUCGAAAGCUGGAGCCGAGUGCAUGAGUUCCUCAUGUAGGAUUUGAAGGCUGAUGAGUAGGUAUAUGUAUGUUUGGACCCUAUGAGAGUUUGUUAUGGCAAAGAUUGUUUAAAUAUGACCAGUUUGAUUGUGGAGAUCUUCAGAGGGCAAUGUGCUACACUACAGUCAGAUGUGAAAGCAUUAGCAGUAUGUUUUAUUCUGAAUAUUAUGUGACAGAGAGCAUUAUUUUUGUGGUGGAUCACAAGCAGUGGAGAAAUGUCUUGUAAUCAGCACUAAAAUUGUUUAUGAUGUAAACCUGAAAGAGUACAUGGUAUCAAUACUUUGUUUUAUUUUUCUAUUUGCAUUGUUUAUGUUUUGUGUCAGAGAAUGCAAGGGGAUAUUUUCAUUGGCUUUUAUCUUAGUAAUAAUUGGGGCCAACUUCAAAUCAGGGAUAAUAAAUGUCUAGAAAGAAGACUGAGUGUGUUUGCCUUAAUUUGCAAAGACUUUUUAAUGCCACUCAUUUAGAAAAAUAUUUUUGUCAUAUUGUGUAUUUUACCCUUUCAGUUAUUUUCCCCUGUAAGCAUAAAAUAUUUUGUGUAUAUAUAGUCUAUAGAUGUUAGAUUUUACUUCACAGCAAUAAUCUAUUUUUGUUUUUAAGGAUGAUGUUGAGAAAGCUGUAAUUUUUGCUUUGGCAUGUGGCAACUUCUCUCAGACGUACUCAGGCUUG